AUGGUAUCAUCUUUUAGGACUCUGAUCAUUGCAGCAUGUCUGCUAGUGACUGAAGCUACGCCAUUACUUAAGAAAAAGGGGUUGAGCUUCGACUACAAUGGCGACAAGGUUCGUGGAGUCAAUCUAGGAGGAUGGUUUGUGCUCGAGCCCUGGAUUACUCCAUCGCUCUUUUAUGGAUCUUGGGUAGAUGAGUACACCCUAACUCAAACACUUGGGAAAUCUGCCUCGCAAGGCUUAUUGAACGCGCAUUGGGCGACUUGGAUCACGCAAAACGAUUUCAACGAGAUUGCAAGUGUAGGCUUGAAUCAUGUUCGGAUACCCAUUGGUUAUUGGGCUUUGAACCCGCUACCCGGCGAUCCUUAUGUGCAGGGACAGUUAAUAUACCUAGACCAAGCUAUCGGCUGGGCAAGACAAGCUGGGUUGAAAAUUAUUCUAGAUGUUCAUGGUGCCCCAGGAAGUCAAAACGGAUUCGAUAACUCUGGACGAAAAGGACCUAUCACUUGGACCCAAGGAGAUACUACCAAACAAACUUUAGCUGCUAUACAAACAUUGGCCUACCGCUAUGCUCCAGCGACUGAUGUUGUUACCGGAAUCGAGCUUCUCAACGAGCCAGCUAACUGGGCCCUUGACAUGGGUGCAGUGAAGCAGUUCUACUACGACGGCUGGGGAAAUGUGAGAAACGCAAACCCCGAUACUGCUGUUGUCAUUCAUGAUGCGUUCCUUUCUCCACCUUCAUGGAAUGGGUUCAUGAACUAUCAAUCUGGAGUCAAUGAUAUCAUUCUCGAUACCCAUAUUUAUCAAAUAUUUUCCUUUGCAGAGGUGGCAAUGAAGCCUUGCCAACAUGUUCAAGUUGCAUGCAGUCAAAUUGGCAACUUGGCCAACACAGAUAAAUGGACAAUCGUUGGAGAAUUCAGCGGAGCACAAACAGACUGCGCAAAAUGGCUGAAUGGCUUUGGUGUCGGUUCUCGAUACGAUGGAUCGUAUCCCGGCAGUCCUGCAGUGUACGGGUCUUGCCAGACGAAAGAUGUAGGAACGGUUGACGGUCUACUUGCCAUCGACAAAGUUAAUCUUGCAUAUUUCAUGGAGGCACAGCUUGAUGCCUAUGAAGCUCACUCGGGCUGGGUGUUCUGGACAUGGAAAACGGAAUCGGCUCCCGAAUGGCAUUUUCAGAACUUGACAAGAGCGGGAUUGAUACCGCAGCCUCUGACGAGCAGAAAAUAUGGGAAGCAAUGCGCGACUUCAACCUGUUUGAUACCAGGUAACUGA
This is a messenger RNA of Sclerotinia sclerotiorum 1980 UF-70, 1266 nucleotides long. RefSeq names its product glucan 1,3-beta-glucosidase. Gene Ontology annotation, biological process: glucan catabolic process. Gene Ontology annotation, molecular function: glucan exo-1,3-beta-glucosidase activity. The transcript is spliced from 5 exons. Gene Ontology annotation, cellular component: extracellular region; cell surface. NCBI's taxonomy places the organism in Eukaryota, Fungi, Ascomycota, Leotiomycetes, Helotiales, Sclerotiniaceae. The coding region runs from base 1 to 1266 and encodes 421 amino acids. The record is from RefSeq and is a predicted model, not a curated record.